CCAGGCGGGCAGCAUGGCUGCCUUGCGCUGGGGCCGAGGUGCCGCGGAGCUCAGCAGGGCACUGCGGGCUCCGGGCCACCCCUGCACCACGGCCAAAGAAGGGAUCCUCGGUGGUCUCUGGGGACCCAGAAUGAACUCGUCCGCCAGUCCCUGUGAGCAAGAACGCCUCAAGGACUGGAGCCGUGUGGAACUGCUGGAAGUGUUGGAGGCCCGAGUGCGGCAGCUACAGGCUGAGAGUGUGUCUGAAGUGACAGUGAAAAGGGUGGAGGUGGCUCGAGUCCCAGCUGACGGUGGCAGAGCUGGUGGCAUCCUACCACCUACAAAGGCCCAGCCAAAGGUCAGUGGGGGCUGGGCAAGGAAGCUGGACCAAGAUCAGCAGGUGCUGCAGAGGCGGCAGAAGUUACUGCAGGAGAAACUGCAGGUGCAUGGUCAGUUCCCAGCCCCCAAGUACAAGCCCAAGUUUAAGUUCAAGGCUAAGGCCAAGGGCAAAGCCAAGCCCAUGGCCACAGACAAGCCCUCCACCAAACCUGUGGCCACUUCCACAGCUACCACCAAGCCUAUGGCCAUAGUCAAGCCCAUGGCCACAGACAAGCCCUCCACCAAACCUGUGGCCACUGCCACAGCUACAUCUAUAACUUUGGCUGCGCCUAUGGUGACCAGGUCAACAGCUGUACCCAGCAGCAACCCCAAGCCCAAAGCCAUACCUAUGACUGCACCCAAGACUGUGGCCACGUCCACAGCCACACCCAAGGCCCAGGCCAAGUCCACAACCAUGUCCACAGCUGAACCCACAGUCACAUCCAUGGCUGUACCUAAGGCCAAGCCUGAGGCCAUGUCCACAGCCACACCCAAGGCCAAGCAUGUAGCCUUGGCCCAGCCAUCACUUGCUGAGCGUCAGCUGGUGAGCAAGCAGCAGGCCAGCAAGAAAUACAGGCGGAAGGGAGCUGCGACGGAGACUGAGCAGGACACCUGGGAGGAGUGGGUGCCCUCACAGCCAUGGGCGACCUCUCAGAAGCUGAGUGGCUGUGACACACGGGCUCCGCUGAAACUGAACCUGGAGCAGCAGGCACAGCAACAGAGGCUCCAGGUUUUCCUCGAGUGCUGUCUGGCCAGUGGGCAUGUGGCCCUGGCCCACCACAUGCUGGUCAGCCACCUUGCCCGGCCGCACAAGCAGUGCUUGCUCACCCAGGCCAUGUACAACACCGUCAUGCUCGGCUGGGCUCGCAAGGGUGCCUACAAAGAACUCGUGUCUGUGCUGACGAUGAUGAAGCACAGCAGCUUUACCCCGGACCUGCUGUCCUACGCCUCCAUCCUGCAGUGCAUGGGGCGGGUGGACCAGGAUGUCGCCGUUAUCCAAAGGUGUCUGGAGCAGAUGGCCCAGGAUGGCCUGCAGCUGGAGCAGCUGUUCUUGGAGGAGACCCUCUCUAAUGAGGAGAGGGCCAUGCUGCUGCGGGCUGUGCUCAAGGCUGAGCCCAACUUCCGCCCGCCACAGCCUUCACCGCAAGUUAACACUUCAGUGCUGCUCAGCGAAGUCUAUGCCAAGGAAGGCCCCGUGUCCUACCCAAGGCUGCACCUCCCCCUAGAGACCCUACAGGCCAUGUUCCAGCAGCAGCUAAAUGUGGAGCUGGCCAGCAAGGUCCAAGUCGAGUCUGUGGAGAAGGUCUUGUCACCCACCCAGGAGACCCUUGCGACGCGGAAGACCCUGGAGACCCUGCGCAGGACAUGGGAGGCCAAGCUGCGCAACAAGCUGCAGGCAACCAAGGCCCACCUGGCCGAGGCAACACACCAGGGCCGGCUCACACUGUACCCUUUCCUGUGUGUGCUCCCCGAGGACGAGCUGGUGCAGAUGCUCAUACAGCUUCUGUUCUCGCUGCCUGCCCAGGGCGAACCAUUCGUGCAUGUGGUACACCGGCUGGCCGUACAGACCUUCCAGCGGCACACUGUGCAGCAGAGGCAGCGCCGAGGCCAGCUGCAAGUGCUGGAGCAGCGGUACACGCAGUACCUGCAGCUGCUUGCCUCUGACAGCCAGAUGACUGACCCCCGCCUGCCCCGGCAGCACUGGGAAGCACUGGGGCCGCCUGAGCCGCUGCCACCACAGCUCUGGCCCCUGACAGAGCUCCUACCAUUGGGCAAGCUGCUUGUGGAGAUCCUGGUGCAGUCAGUGCAGCUGCCAUCCAGCCUGGCGCCCCCCCAGAGCACCUCCCAGCCGGUCCCAGUGCUGUACCAUGUGUACACCUUCCGUGGCGUCCGCCAGAUCGGCCUCCUGAGGCCACACCCAGCCUUCAUCAAGCUGCUGGAGAAUGCUGCGGAGCCUGUGCUGAUCUUUGAGGCGACUGACAUGCCCAUGCUGUGCCCUCCGCUGCCCUGGACUUCGUCACAGGCUGGAGGCUUCCUGCUGAGCGCCACCAAGCUGAUACGCUCUGUCGAGGGCUCAGUGCAGCACCUGCACCUGCUGGAGAACUGCCCACCUGCUGAGCUGCAUGGCGCCCUAGAUGCCCUCACACAACUGGGCAACUGCGCCUGGCGCGUCAAUGGGCGCAUCCUGGACCUGGUGCUGGAGGUCUUCCACAACAAGGGCUGCACUCGCCUGGGUGUCCCCCCACCCACCUCUGAGGCACCACGCCCACCGGUGGACCACCUACCACCCAAUGCCCCACCAGAGCGCAAGGCCCAGCUGCGGCAGGAGGUGGCCCGCUGCCUGAAGAUUGCACGUGAGAUGCAUGGGCUGCGGCAGGAGGCCCUGUACCGCUUGUCGCUGGCCCAGCACCUGAGGGACCGAGUGUUCUGGCUUCCACACAACAUGGACUUCCGUGGCCGCACUUAUCCCUGCCCACCGCACUUCAACCACCUGGGGAGCGACCUGGCGAGGUCUCUGCUGGAGUUUGCCCAGGGCCGCCCUCUUGGUCCCCAUGGCCUCAACUGGCUCAAGAUCCACCUGGUUAACCUCACUGGGCUCAAGAAGCGUGAGCCACUGCGCGCCCGCUUGGCCUUUGCUGACACUGUGAUGGAUGACAUCCUGGACUCGGCUGACUGUCCCAUGACGGGCCGGAAGUGGUGGAUGGAAGCUGAGGAGCCCUGGCAGACACUGGCCUGCUGCAUGGAGGUGGCCCAGGCUGUGCGGUCCCCAGACCCCACUGCCUAUGUUUCCCAUUUGCCUGUUCAUCAGGAUGGCUCCUGCAAUGGCCUGCAGCAUUAUGCCGCCUUGGGUCGUGACAGUGUGGGUGCUGCUUCUGUCAACUUGAUGCCUUCGGAUGAGCCGCAGGAUGUGUACAGUGGGGUGGCUGCACAGGUGGAGGUAUUCCGCGCUCAGGACGCGCAGCAAGGCGUAAAGGUGGCUCAGGUGCUAGAGGGCUUCAUCAGCCGCAAGGUGGUGAAGCAGACAGUCAUGACCGUGGUCUACGGUGUUACCGUCUACGGUGGGCGCCUGCAGAUUGAGAAGCGCCUCCGUGAGCUCAGAGACUUCCCACAGGUCUUUGUGUGGGAGGCCUCCCAUUACCUUGUGCACCUGGUCUUCAAGAGCCUCCAGGAGAUGUUCUCAGGGACCCGGACCAUCCAGCGCUGGCUGACCCAGAGUGCCCGGUUAAUUGCCCAGACUGGCUCGGCCGUGGAGUGGGUGACACCCUUGGGCAUCCCCAUUGUUCAGCCCUAUCAUCAGGAGUCCAAGCUGGUGAUCAGAGGCGGCCUCCAGAGCAUCACCUGGAACAGCUCCGUGGAUACCAGCCAGAAGCCCAACUUGUUGAAGCAGAAGAACGGUUUCCCGCCCAACUUCAUCCACUCAUUGGACUCCUGCCACAUGAUGCUCACAGCCCUGCACUGCUACAGAAAGGGCUUGACCUUCGUCUCUGUCCACGACUGCUUCUGGACACAUGCAUGUGACAUCCCCGUCAUGAAUCAGGUAUGCCGUGAGCAGUUCGUGAGGCUGCACAGCCAGCCCAUCCUGGAGGACCUGUCUGCCUUCCUGAUAAGGCGCUUCUGCCCCACAGACAGCACUGAGCCCGGGGCAGGCCACACGCACACCACCAAGCUGCUAGAGACGCUGCGAUCUGUGCCGCAGAAAGGAGACUUCGACCUGGAGCAGGUGAAGGGCUCCACCUACUUCUUCAGCUGACGCAGGCCCUGCCCGCUAUCUCAGGGCGCCCCAUGAAGAGUGUAAAUAAAGUCUGUCGC
Molecule: messenger RNA, 4167 nt
Organism: Octodon degus (degu)
Lineage: Eukaryota; Metazoa; Chordata; Mammalia; Rodentia; Octodontidae
Gene: Polrmt
Product: RNA polymerase mitochondrial
Exons: 21
Coding region: 14-4108 (1364 amino acids)
Biological process (GO): mitochondrial transcription
Cellular component (GO): mitochondrial DNA-directed RNA polymerase complex
Molecular function (GO): DNA-directed RNA polymerase activity; mitochondrial promoter sequence-specific DNA binding; protein binding
Source: RefSeq, a predicted model, not a curated record